AUGGCAGAAGAAGAAUGUAUAUGUCAGCACAUAAUCUUCGACGAUGAAGAACCCGGAAUCGACAAUAAUUCGUACACGACUACUGAAGAAUCCGGAUUCACCAUCACAUUCAAGUUCUUAAUAAAACCGGUGAUAGAAGAAUGGCUUGUUUCUGAGGAUUCAUUUCCUCCGAGAACAUAUUUAGGGCAGGACAGAGAUUGGGAGAUAUCGGUGGCCUACGCCAAGAUUAAAAAGGAUCAACUAUUCAACCGCAAAGAUGCCUCAAAAAUUGUCGGUGAUCAGCUGAACCAUUGGCACCUGUGCGAGUAUCACCGCCUGAUGGUGGUCAAUUUUGCAUUAGUAAAAGCUUAUAGAGCAAUUAGGUCAUUGAGUAAAGAUUCGAAAUGGAAUGCGGUCGAGAUUGAAUGCCCUAUGACGGUGACCUACACUCGUUUGAAUGAAGACGGCGACGGCAUGGUUCCCGCGGAGGAGUCGUCGAUAGAGAUGUCGUUGAGGCGUGUGGCGAAUUCUACAGAGACGUGCACUGUUUGCUUGGAAGAGAUGACCGGCGAAUGCGAGGCUGUGGCGAUGCCUUGUGAACAUGUUUUUCACGAAGAUUGCGUCAGAAAGUGGCUGAGGAGAAGCCAUUAUUGCCCGUCGUGUCGUUACGAGUUACCGACGGAUGAUGAUUAA
Molecule: messenger RNA, 672 nt
Organism: Andrographis paniculata
Lineage: Eukaryota; Viridiplantae; Streptophyta; Magnoliopsida; Lamiales; Acanthaceae
Exons: 1
Coding region: 1-672 (223 amino acids)
Biological process (GO): protein ubiquitination
Cellular component (GO): cytoplasm
Molecular function (GO): ubiquitin protein ligase activity
Source: RefSeq, a predicted model, not a curated record